Molecule: messenger RNA, 609 nt
Organism: Parnassius mnemosyne (clouded apollo)
Lineage: Eukaryota; Metazoa; Arthropoda; Insecta; Lepidoptera; Papilionidae
Source: the annotation of a GenBank genome assembly
AUGAUUGAGGGAAUGGUGAAGGAUGGUGUUAUUGAACCUUCAUCUAGUUCAUGGUGUUCACCUGUGCUACUGGUAAAGAAAAAGGACGGCAGCAUGCGGUUUUGUGUUGACUACCGCCGCCUGAACUACGUUACGAAGAAGGACAGCUAUCCCUUGCCAAGAAUUGAUGACACGCUGGACAUGCUUACAGGCGUAAAGUGGUUUAGUACGCUGGACCUGAAAAGUGGCUGCUGGCAGGUUGAAAUUGACCCUAAGGACAAGGAGAAAACUGCAUUCUCCACAGGAAAGGGUCUGUGGCAUUUUAAAGUCAUGCCGUUUGGAUUGUGCAAUGCUCCAUCAACGUUUGAAAGGUUGAUGGAGCUUGUACUUACCGGGCUAAUUGGAGAUGCCUGUCUGGUCUAUUUGGAUGACAUGAUCAUCGUAGGUCGUACGUUUGAGGAACACCUUCAAAACCUAGAACGCGUGCUCAUGAAGAUCCAGAGUGCCAACCUGAAGUUGAGUGCGAAGAAGUGCUUACUAUUCAAACGGCAAGUUAGUUUUUUGGGGUAUGCAGUGUCGGAAGAAGGUAUCCAUCGGUCGGAUAAAGAAAGGUGCCAGAGGUACUCCUAA